Molecule: messenger RNA, 948 nt
Organism: Vicia villosa (hairy vetch)
Lineage: Eukaryota; Viridiplantae; Streptophyta; Magnoliopsida; Fabales; Fabaceae
Exons: 4
Coding region: 1-948 (315 amino acids)
Source: RefSeq, a predicted model, not a curated record
AUGAACCAAGUCGAAGUUGGUGGGCAUGUAACACCUGAUGCCAACGAGGGCGAAGAGUGGAUAUCGGUGUACGAGGAGAGGGAUCCCCAGAGGUUCUACAACCAUGCCCGAAAGAUUGUCAGUAUCGCGCAACCUGACCAGCGUUGGUUCCAAGAUGUACUAUCAGCUUCUGGCCUGAGGGACCUCUGUCAGGUUGGCUACGUGACGAUACCUAACGGGAUGCUGAUGGAAUUUGCGGAGAGAUGGCAUCAGAAGACUUCCUCAUUUCAUCUUCCUCACGGUGAGAUUACCAUCACACUUGAUGAUGUGGCAUGCCUCCUACAUCUACCUAUCAGGGGUAUCUUCCUUGAUCAAGGUAGGGUGACGAAGGAGGAAACGAUGGAGAUGUUGAUUGCGGAGCUGGGGGCUGAUCCUACUGACGCGCUUGAUGAGGUGGAGAGGACCCGCGGGAUGCACGUGAGACUUUCUUUCUUGCAGCGGAGAUAUGAUGAAGCGCUGCGUGCGGCACAUGAGGCUUUUGGUAACGAGGCUUGGAUACUACAGCACUUCCCAGACAUUAUUGGCUGGGGAGAGGUGCCUACCUACACUGAGCUCAUGUCGUGUGCCAGUGCAUUCAGCCCCCUCAGAGGGAACCAGGUGUCAGAUCCUUACAGGCGCGGACUUGAUCGCAUGGCUGUCGAGGACGUUAGAUAUGACUGUUAUGCUUAUGACUGUGAGAUGGUUCCGUUUGAUGAGAAAACACUAUACUCUGGAUGGUUGGCCGCCAGCUCGACCAUUAUUAGGCGUGUGGUGGAUGUUAUGAUUAGGCUGGCACAUGAGGCAUUUAUGUACGGUAGACAUCGUGCCAGGACUGGUGGGGCACUUGACGCUAGAGGCAAAGCCACCAGAGGGCAUGGUGGACGCAGAGGCGGGGCCAGAGGUAGAGGAGAGGCGCAGGAUGAUGUCUGA